Messenger RNA from Strongylus vulgaris, 210 nucleotides. NCBI's taxonomy places the organism in Eukaryota, Metazoa, Nematoda, Chromadorea, Rhabditida, Strongylidae. The record is from the annotation of a GenBank genome assembly.
AUGCUGCUGGCUUUUCUCUUCAUUUAUGCCGUAUUAGUUUCAUGUGCCGAGGAAGAUAUCUAUCAUCCUGCGUCAGAUCUAAGCGAUAUCGCUCCAUUUUUGCCUCGUGCAAUUCUCUAUUACUGUUACAAAUUCCCUCUUCGCGAUGACGGCUCACUUCAAGCUUUUGACGAACAUAAGGAUGAGCGUGGGUUAGUUUUCUUCUUGUGA